Polyodon spathula (Mississippi paddlefish) is the source of this 2189-nucleotide messenger RNA. Its product is annotated as elongation factor 1-gamma-like. Gene Ontology annotation, biological process: translational elongation. The record is from RefSeq and is a predicted model, not a curated record. Bases 296 to 1576 code for a protein of 426 amino acids. Lineage: Eukaryota; Metazoa; Chordata; Actinopteri; Acipenseriformes; Polyodontidae. The transcript is spliced from 10 exons. Gene Ontology annotation, molecular function: translation elongation factor activity. Gene Ontology annotation, cellular component: nucleus; cytoplasm.
UUGCCUCUCUUGGUUAAAGAUACAGAACCAUAAAGGGAAGCCUUUCUCGCGAGGAGAGCGAGUUCGGUUCUGCAAUUAACAAGCUCAAUUAACUUGCUGGUUUGUUGGGUGGUAUUUGGGAAUUGCUUUGUAUUUGUACACGGGUUUUGUUGCAUACUAUUGUGGAGGGCGGUUAAAGUGUUAGACAAGUGUAGGCUACAAUGUGGCUUUUUUUGUUUUUUUGUAUUGGCGUUUCAGGUUGAAUUCGAGAAAUCUUAAAUCGCGAUAACUUACCAACGUUUCGGUGUGUUUUAACAUGCCUUUGUCAAGGGAAAGUGUGCUUGAAAACAAAGUGGAGGUAUUUGCUGCCAUGACUCUGUACACCUACCCAGACUUCUGGAGGUCCUACCCAGUGUUGAUAGCUGCCCAGUAUAGUGGACUGCAGCUGAAGGUAAUCUCUGGACCUCCUGAAUUUGAACCCCAGUCCGGCUGCAGGACCGAUCAUUUCUUAGCCAAAUUCCCUUUUGGAAAGGUCCCAGCUUUUGAAGGAGAGAACGGUUUUCAUAUUUGUGAGAGUAAUGCCAUUGCCCACUAUGUGGGUACUGAUGCACUGCGAGGCAUUGGCCCUAAAGACUCUGCCCUGGUCCAGCAAUGGGUGAGCUACGCAGAUGGGGCGAUCAUUCCCGCCGUUGCCAAUUGGGUCUACCCAACCCUUGGAGCCAGCGCCUAUAACAAGCAGGCCAGUGAGAAAGCCCAGGCAGACCUGCAGGGGGCGCUGUCCUUCCUGAAUGAGCACCUCCAGACCCGCACGUUCCUGGUAGGGGAGAGGGUGUCGUUGGCUGACAUCACCUUGGUGUGCGCUCUGCUGCUGCUUUACAAACAGGUGCUAGACCCCUCCCUGCGUGAGCCCUUCUCGAAUGUAACCCGCUGGUUCUGCUCGUGUGUGCAUCAGCCCCAGUUCAGUGCUGUACUGGGUAAGGUGAAGCUGUGCGAGAAAGCUGCCCAAUACAAAGUUAAAGACGUAGAAGCACCAAAGAAAAAGGAGCAGAAGACCGAAGAAGAGGAGGAAGCAGAUACCACUGAAGAGGCGAUGGCAGCAGAACCAAAAACUGAAGACCCCUUCGCUGCUCUGCCUAACAGCCCCUUCGUUCUGGAUGAGUUCAAGCGGCAGUACUCCAACGAGGACCCCCAGACCGUAGCCCUGCCCCACUUCUGGGAACACUUUGACAGGGACGGCUGGUCUCUGUGGUACGCAGAGUAUAAAUACCCCGGUGAGCUGGGAGAGGUCUUACUCAGCAGCAACCUCAUCGCAGGCAUGUUCCAACGUCUGGAGGGGCUUCGCAAGAAUAGUUUUGCCAGCAUGGCUGUCUUUGGGAAGGACGGCGACGGCUCCAUAUCUGGGGUCUGGCUCUUCAGAGGACAGCAGCUGGCAUUCGAGCUCUGCGAUGACUGGAAGGUGGAUUAUGGCUCCUAUUCCUGGAGGAAGCUGGACCCUGACAGCGAGGAGUCAAAGACCCUGAUAAAGGAAUACCUGUGCUGGGAGGGAGAGUUUAAACACGUGGGCAAGCCCUUCAACCAGGGCAAGAUCUUCAAAUAAACUCCCAUGGCUCGGCCCACAGCACAAUGAUGGUUUACAGUAAAACUAAACUUGAUACACUGAAAAGGUCUUGGCGUGGAGAAAAGGGUGAUCGUAGGCAAGCAGUUUCUACAGCGCACUGUUCUUGUUUUGUAUGCCUAAAAUUCCAUCUGUUGUUGGUGAAACAGAACUGUGAAAAUAUGCCACUGUGCAGGGUUUGAACAUGUAUCUAGGUGAGACAUUGUACUGUUAAAUGUUAACUUUGAAAGGGUCAUAAUCGGGAACUAGCAGUGCCAGCAAGGAUCCAUGUAGAUUGUGAGCCCUUUGUUUAAAAACCAAAUGCAUUGAUGUGAUAUUCUGAUCUUCAUUCCCUGCACUGGGAAUGCUUGCAAGAUUGUUUUCAGACUUGCUCAAUGCAGAACGAGACCAAAAGGCCUGUACUACUUGCUAAUCAAACAUUCCUCCAACAUUUAAAGAGAACAAUGUAUUUGCACUAAUGUAGAAUAGCUUAUUUGCCUAUUGGAGCACUGCAUGGCUGUCUACCUUAAAACAUAAGCACUUUCCCUAUGUUUCUUGCACCUUAUUAUAAUGAAGAUGUAAUAUGUACAGCAGAUGAAUAAAUAGAUCUAUAAGA